GUCUGGUCUAAUUUCCCGGCUUCACCAUCGAUUCCCACGUCGAUUGGGGCGCGCAAACACGCCAACCACCCCACGCCGCUCGCUCAACACCUGAACAAAUCCCCUCUCGGCCUUUCGCUGUCUCGCCACUCGCUCACCCACCGCUGUCCGCACGCAGUUGCUGCGGGCUCCACGCCCUUCUCCGCCCAACGCCGCGUCUAUCGAUACCCUCUAUUCUUCGACCUCCUGCGACACGAUCGCGCGCCUUUCGCUACCGUAACUUCUCGAAAACGUCGCAGCCAUGUCUGACGAGCUCACACGACCUGUCGACCAUGGGCAGGAUGUCCACCGAAAACGCUUCCCGACCUUGUUCGAAGUGUUGAGCCGCAAGACGGUUGCACCGCUCGAUCUUUUCUCCUUCUACAUCUACAUGCGCGACCAGCAGCGCUCGGUCGAUUAUCUGGACUUCUGGCUCGAUGUCUCCCAACACCUUCAGCUAUGCCGUCUGUAUGUCAGACGCCUACAUAGGAGCUUGGUUGAAGACACACCGGAGCUUGAGAAGGCGUCUAAGCGCUCGUCUUACAUGCAAACCUUCGAUGACGCUGGAGAAGGACCCUCGAACGAGAAGGACAUGGACGACCAGCGCCUCUCCGCGUUCCUUAGGUCGGACCGACCGAGUAGAAACCACUCGCCCCAGAACAGCCAGGGAAGCAACCACAGCCAUGACCCGCCGCAUCGUAGUUUUGCGAUGACACCAGGAGACUCCAGCUCGCCAGGGCAGAUGUCUUCCCAAGACAACACGCAGCCACGCAGGGAGGACCUGCGUGCAUCAGCUGAAAAGAUCCUCUACACAUACCUACUGCCCGGGUCCGAGAGGGAGAUUAUCAUCCCGCAGAGCAUCCUCAACGACGUGCAGAACGCGAUCGAAGGACCAGAUCAGCGAUCAGACCCGGAGCUGUUUGACCAAGCUAAGGACUACGUCUUCCAAGCCAUGGAGCGAGAUGCGUAUCCUGGAUUUCUGCAGAACAAGGGUCUCGGAAACCUGGUGCCGCAGAGCAUGAUGAUUCGGCUCAUAGUAGGGCUAGUCAGCUUCUUUGCUGCCGUGUGGACGGCGUUCGUCCUCAUCUUCCUUGACAUGUCACGAGCAACGAGGUGUUGGCUCAUCCUUCCUUUCUUCAUCGCCAUCUAUCUCAUCAUCACACACCAGUACAUGCUCGACCCACUCAUCGCACUGGCCGGGUACAGCGAGUACACGCUCUUCGACUUCAACAAGAUUAGGGAAACGUUUGUGCAGAAGACGCUCACUCGGCGAGCCAUCACGGUGCUGGUGCUGUUCAUCAUCGUAUUGACGGCAGUGUGCUGUCUGUUUAUCUUCGUCCCUGGGAAGCGGCUAUGAGCACAGUCGUUUUCCACGCAAUGUUUAAUGCAUCUUUCUUAAUACCUGGCGUACUACUUUCUAAUCGGUUCAGCGGGCCACCAAAAGAGGAGGGGAGGGUUUAUGAGCGAAGAGUCUUGAGUCCCUGCUGGGACGAAGCUGUUUCUUUUGUCUAGUUGGAUUGGGUUUCUGGUCUCGGCAAGGCCGUUCGUCCUGAGCAUGGCGUUCAGGUCGGUCACUAGACAGUCUGCGCAGAGCGUAUCAAUGCAAUAGUCUUCGAUGCU
This is a messenger RNA of Macroventuria anomochaeta, 1638 nucleotides long. RefSeq names its product regulator of G protein signaling superfamily. Gene Ontology annotation, cellular component: plasma membrane. The transcript is spliced from 3 exons. Bases 281 to 1375 code for a protein of 364 amino acids. Gene Ontology annotation, biological process: intracellular protein localization. The record is from RefSeq and is a predicted model, not a curated record. Lineage: Eukaryota; Fungi; Ascomycota; Dothideomycetes; Pleosporales; Didymellaceae.